GUGGAUCCAGCACUCUCAUUAUGGUACACAGCACUGAGAAAGAGAAGAUCUGUUUAGUCUCAGCUGCAUUUUUGUCUUUGAAUGGACUAAAGUUUCCUAAAUCAUUCACAAUGCCUGGACUAAGGAUUCAGCUGGUGUGUCUGAUGCUUCUUGCUUUUACCUGCUGUGGGAUGUGCACAGAUUCAGAAGAAGAGAUGAAAACACUAGAUGCAGAUGUACUUAGCAAUAUGUAUUCAUCAAAGGUGAAUAAAGCAAGAUUUCCAUACUGGAAAAUUACUCUGCUAAAUGUAUGCAAUCUUAUAAACAAUCUUAAUACCCAAGCAGAAGAAACAGGGGACACCGGAGAAGAUGAUCUCUUGAUGAGAAAACAGUAUCCUACAUCUAUGGAUGGAUUUAAUUUGGAAGCAAUGCUGACCACAUUCCAGCUUCAGAAAAUUUGCCAAAGCAGAGUCUUUCAACACUGGGAGCUAAUUCAGCAAGAUUACUUGGAUUCCACCAACUCAAACAGUGAAAAUGAAGAUGUUGUAAAGAGGAAAAGCCCCUAUAUUUUUAAACGACAGUCACAUAUAAGCAAAGCAAGAAGACCCUACAUAUUGAAAAGAGGCACUUAUUACUAAUCAAUAUAAAUCAUUAAUAUGUGUUCAAUUUAUAAGUAAAUGUGAUUUAUGGUUAUUUUCCUUACUAUUAAAGCUAUAUUUGUGUCAUAAAUA
Molecule: messenger RNA, 710 nt
Organism: Rana temporaria (common frog)
Lineage: Eukaryota; Metazoa; Chordata; Amphibia; Anura; Ranidae
Gene: NTS
Product: neurotensin
Exons: 4
Coding region: 21-617 (198 amino acids)
Cellular component (GO): extracellular region
Molecular function (GO): neuropeptide hormone activity
Source: RefSeq, a predicted model, not a curated record